Tuber aestivum (summer truffle) is the source of this 2378-nucleotide messenger RNA. NCBI's taxonomy places the organism in Eukaryota, Fungi, Ascomycota, Pezizomycetes, Pezizales, Tuberaceae. The record is from the annotation of a GenBank genome assembly.
CUAGAGCAAACGCCACAGCAGUAUUUUCACAUCCGGGUCUCACCCUACAAUGUCAAUUCUCAGUAAGAUUCCAUCCUGCCAAAUCGCUCUCUGCUCGUUCUCCAUCCUCCUUUUCUUUGUUCCUCCGGGCGUUCGGUGAUCACUCAUGAUUAUUACAGCCUCCCUACGCAGUACUCGAAUCCUCAAACUCCUUCCCCUUGUAUCCGCCCUCUGCAUCCUCGUCGGCGUGACUUGGCUUCUCCUCCUCCCCCUUGACGACUACUCCCGUCGUACUUACAUCUCUGAAAACGCCUUGCUCCCAGGGCAAGUCCACACCUACUUUGGCGGAAGUGAGCAGGACGUAUUCAGAUCCUACCGGCAUGAAGUAACCGCGCUGGGCAAGAACGCUUCGGCCGAUGGGUCAGGUGUUAUGGCGGCGAAGAUCGGGGGUAUCUUCGAUGCAUUCGGACUGAAGGUUGGGAAACAAAAGUUUGAAUACAUCGCCGCUGGAGGCGUCUAUGCGGGGGAGAAUGUAUACGCGGUACUACAGGCUCCCCGAGGGGAUGCUACGGAGGCUCUUGUGCUGUGCGCCGCUUGGGUAAAUACUGAGGGGGAACUUAAUGAAAGUGGCGUCGCCCUUGUGUUGGCUUUGGCCAGGUAUCUAAAAAGUGGGUGUUUAUUCCAUGCUAUUUCCGAUGUGGCUAAUGCAUUGUAGGAUGGUCCCUUUGGUCGAAGGAUAUCAUCUUCCUGAUUACCUCCGAUUCCCGAGCUGGGCCUCAGGCGUGGGUUGAUUCCUACCACGACUUGCAUGCCCCUCCUGCUGUGGCGUCACUCCCCCUCAAAUCCGGCGCUAUUCAAGGUGUUGUGGUGGUGGAUUACCCGACGUCGCGUGGGUUCGAGUCUCUGCACAUUGUGUACGAUGGGAUAAACGGCCAACUGCCCAACCUAGAUCUUAUCAACACCGCCGUACGAAUUGCCUCGGGACAAAUGGCCAUCCGUACCAUGUUACAAGAGAUGUGGAGUCACGACAACCAGUACAGAGAUCGUUUGCGAACCAUGUUGCGUGGGAUGGUAAAUCAAGGGCUAGGCCAUGCAUCUGGUCCCCACAGCUCAUUUAUUCCGUAUCACAUCGAUGCGAUCACCCUGCAGGCGUACGGCGAUGGGUGGCACGAUGAGGUCACUCUCGGACGAACAGUAGAGAGCCUGUUUAGGAGUUUAAACAAUCUUCUGGAGCACUUCCAUCAGAGUUUCUUUUUCUACCUCCUGAUGGCCGAGAGAAGGUUUGUUAGCAUUGGCACGUAUUUGCCGAGUGCUAUGCUGAUUGCGGUCAAUUUCACCAUCGCCGCUAUCGGGCUAUGGUUAAAGAGCGGGAGGUUGGAUGCCGGGGAGGAAGAGAAUAAGGGCGGUGAUGGGAAAGUCUCGGAAGGCAAGGAGAAACUGUUGGGGCCCGCUGGGGAGGCACCUUCUGCCGCCGCGGAUGCGGUUAGUGAAGAGCGGCCAUUGCUUCUGGCUAUGGCAUUCGUCGUUGCAAUUCACUUCUUGGGAUUUAUACCCUUAUAUCUAUUUAACAAUCUCGACGAGAAGGUUUUAUCCCUCCUACCCAGAACUGGAUCCGAGCUAACCCUACCCAGAACUUCACCAGCGCAUUCUAUAUCUUCGCUCUGCUCAACGUAGUUCUUCCCUCGGUUUUAUGUGCGAUCUUUACAAAAUCAUCUACGCCCACACGUCUGCAUUUCGCGUUGAUUAAAUGCUUUUCGCUCCUUUUACUAGGAAUGUUUCUUUCGGCUUUGGCAACACUUAACUUUUCGCUAUCCUUCCUCAUUGGCGUCUUUGCUUCCCCGAUAACGUUCAUAAACCCUACCCCGGAGCGUAAAUGGACGGUCGGAGCAGCCUGGAUGACAUUAUUGCAGGGACUAACGCCGACAACAGCAUUAGUCGGCGUGGCAUACUACUGGGGGGAGCCGUUGAGUGAAAUCCUCAAGGAGGCCGCGUUCGGAUGGAGGGUGUGGGGAAUGUGGACACAGGUCGUAGUCUGGUGUGUGUGGUGGCCUGCAUGGAUUAUUGCGGGGGUACUGGUUGCGGGGAGUUGGGCUGUAGAGGCAUAGAUGCGUGUUGUCAAUCGCGCUGAGUAAUAACUUGAUAGAAUGGAAUUUUUCUUCAAUUCGAGGCGAGUUAAGUUAUCGGUGACGUAUUAUGAUGCGAGAGAUGUCAGAUCUACGAGUACAGCAGCACAACAGCAACAAUAGUUCAGCCGCAAUGAUAGAUAAUACCGGUCACGUGCUGUGUUAAAAGCGCUACUUUUUCUUUCAAGUUUGUGAGUACGAGCACAGUACGAGUACGGUAAUUUAACUUGGAUGGGCAAGGGAUCACCCGCAAAAACCCGACCACAAGUGCCCUGU